AUGGUGGAUAUAAUUACCUCUGCACAGAUCACAUCUCCUAGAAAUAAACCAUCCAUUAGUUUAACAGCACCAAUUAUCUCUAUCUCUGCAUCAUCUUCCCUUGACUAGGAGAAUUCCAAUGAGGCUUUAGAUCUGAGUUAUUAAAAUAAUAGUAUAGAAAUUAUUGGGAAUAACUGGGAUUGUGUGGGAGAUGAAUCAACCAUAGAAAUCUUACAAGACUUCAAUUUAAAUGGCCAAGAGAAUACCUAACCAAACUAAAUCCAUCUCUUCAAUCAAGAUGGUUAGGAUCAAAACUUUACUAAUGCAGCUAAAAAGCAAACUAUUAAGUUGGGACUUACAUCAGGAGGAUAGAAUUUCCUGUCAAAGGUUAAAACUAACACAAUUAAGCUUUUUUAAAAGCAAUCUAUUAUCUCUGAAGAGUCGGCAUCUUAAUGCUAGACCUCUAUGGAGCCUUCUUCAUUCAAAAAUUUAUCGCCUUUGAAAAUUGAAGGGCUAUCAAAUGAUAUGAUGUUCAACUAAUAGUCAGCAUCAUUCAGUAAAAGCUAUUUUAAUCAGAGUCAAAUAAAAUAAAAUACCAGCAACUCUUAGCUGAAUAAUAGUCAAGGCGUUGCAGUCCUGGUAAAUGCUAUGAAUGCCAACAAGACCAAUUAAGUUCAAUUGAAUACUUAGACGAGUGUUAGUGAAUACGGAGUAACUUCUAUUACUGAAGUUACUAAUAAGGCUAAAAAUGCCACUAAAACUUAAUAAAAUGUGAUUAAGAAUAUAAAACUCAUUAAUCAGCAGAAAUCUGAGUCUUAAUUUCUGAUCACUGGAUAAAUUAAUAUUUUAAAUGCAAAAUCAUAAGAAAAGAUUCUUGAUAACGAUGCUAACCAAGAUAACUCUAAAAGUGGUACUAUUCAUUUACCAUUCUAUAGAAGAGCCAAUAAUCAGCAAGUUUCAAAGUUAUCUUAGAAUUUCAAUUUAACAAAGUAAAACAGCAACAACAGCCCGCUUAGAGUUUAUGGAUCAAUCUCCACAGGAUUGACUUCAAUGAAUACUGAUCAUUUGGCAAAUUAGACCCUAUAAAAAACAAAAAACAUAAAAAUUCUAAGUUACUACUCAGCAUAAAUCCCUGAUAAAGCAAGCUAGCCAGAUAAAUCUGGCAAAAGAGCGCACAGUUAUAAUUAAACAGAUUAAAAUAGUUUAUUAAGUUCAAUGCAUAGUUAAAAUAACCAAAACUCAGAAAAUAAUGCUAGUCAGUCAACUGCUUAGAAUAGUACUUAGAAAAAGACUAUUAAACUAAGUAAAUGUAAAGUCAAAUUGGAUAGAGUGAUUGUAGAUCAGAAGUAAACUACUCAAAAUAAGGCAGAAGAGGAGAAAUAGAUCUUGGGAAAGGCGCCAAGUAUAGUUCCAAUAAAAAAAAUAAUUUCAAAAUCAAACAUCAGAAUCCUAAAUAAAGUCUCAUCCUAAAAUGAAUCAUUAUCUAAAGAGAACUAGUAGACAAGAUAGAUAGAAAUUUAGAAUCUGAAGAAAAAAUCUCCUGUCAAGAUAAAGCUAAAAAUGUCGUAGAUAAUUGACAGAGAAAAUUUAAAGAAUACAAUAGUAUAACAGUAGUAAUAAAAAGCUAUUGAAGAUCAGGAGAUCGAUAUAUACCUUGAGGAAGAAAAGACUCUGUAAAAGCAGAUGGAAAGAGAUAUUAAAUGUUUGCAUAAAUUCUCUGAGAAGACUUUCAUUUCCCCAAAUGCAGAUGUAUAUCGCCCCAAAUCAACUUAACCAAUACAUAGAAAGUCUUUUUCAUUCAACUCACCUCAUUACCUAGGUGGGUUUUUGAAGAGAUUUAACGAGAGUUACUAAAAAGUAUGUUCUAAUUAAGACAUAAAUAGUAAUGAUAUAAGCAGAUUGAUCAAUGAAAGCUCAAUCAUUAAUAAUGAUAUCGAUCACAGUUUCAUGAAACUAGAGGAUCAAAGUUUUGUUAUAGCUAAUAGAUAUGCUACAUGA
This is a messenger RNA of Stylonychia lemnae, 1977 nucleotides long. Lineage: Eukaryota; Ciliophora; Spirotrichea; Sporadotrichida; Oxytrichidae. The record is from the annotation of a GenBank genome assembly.